Messenger RNA from Notodromas monacha, 648 nucleotides. The record is from the annotation of a GenBank genome assembly. NCBI's taxonomy places the organism in Eukaryota, Metazoa, Arthropoda, Ostracoda, Podocopida, Cyprididae.
UAUUUGUCUAUGUCUUAGAAAUACAUUCCUUUGUGUGUAAGUCAUCACGCGACUCGUCACAAAUUUAUUUUUCUCCCUCAAAUAUUGUAACGUUUAGUGUGUCUAUUGGGUUUGCGUUUCCCUCGUCUUUGGAUUUCUUUGGAUGUUACCAUGCCUCAUUCUGAUAGGCAGCACCCUCAUGAUGCAAAAGCAGCCGUAUUACCUCCGAACUGGGAGAUGAGAUAUGAUCCCCUGCAUGGGAGAUGUUAUUUUGUCGAUCACAACACAAAGACAACAAGCUGGACUGAUCCCCGAAUAACAGCUGCAAAACAGAGGCAGAAAGAGAAUGCCGAGACUCAUGCUGCGAUGAGAGCUGCAGAGGAAGCAGCAAAAGCACAGACCUUGAUAACGGAAGACAUUUCUAAGAGACGGAAUUCUUCUACGGCGAGAAAUGAUAGUGAGGAUGUCCCGGUUUCAGCGUCUCCAGCGCCUACGUCUGAUAUUCAGCUGGGGUAUUCGUACGCCUCUGGCAGUCACGGAAGCAAUUAUCAGACAAGCGGCGCACAAGGAUCUGGGACUGUUGACCGAAGUGGAUCGGGUUACAGAUUGUCCAACAGUCCGUCGGCUGUUAUGGGUACAGGCACCGAAUCGCCGACAAUGAGGGAAGGU